AUGGUAUCCCUCUCCACGCUCUUUCUUGCACUGACAACGGCGGCGCUUGGUGUCUACAGUGCACCGUCAGGCCAUCUCAGUGAAAGAAACAGCUUCGCACCGUCGAAAGCGCUGGUCGAACGCACGUCGCCCGGCGAGGGCACCAAUAAUGGCUAUUUCUAUUCCUUCUACACCGACGGAGGCGGCACCGUCAGCUACAACAACGGCGCCGGUGGCUCCUAUACCACGCAGUGGACAAACUGUGGCAACUUCGUGGCCGGCAAGGGAUGGAUGCCCGGCAGUGCCCGGAACGUUUUGGCCCUUGACGUUCUUCUUUUCCUCUUCUCUCAUAUCAGACCAUCAACUACAACGGCUCCUUCAGCCCCAUUGGCAAUGCCCUAUCUCUCUGUCUACGGCUGGACCACCGGUCCCUUGGUCGAGUACUACAUCCUCGAGUCCUACGGCACAUACAACCCUGCCAGCAGCGGCUUGACGUACAAAGGCCAGGUCCAGAGCGACGGCGGCACGUACAACAUCUACACCGCCCAGCGCGUCAAUGCUCCAUCCAUCCAAGGCACGGCCACAUUCACGCAGUAUUGGUCCGUCCGCACCGCCAAACGCGUCGGCGGCACCGUCACGACGUCGAACCACUUCGCCGCGUGGGCUAAGCUGGGCAUGCACCUGGGGACCUUCAACUACCAGAUUGUCGCGACCGAGGGGUAUCAGAGCAGUGGGUCCUCGAGCAUUACCGUCUCCUGA
Messenger RNA from Fonsecaea multimorphosa CBS 102226, 738 nucleotides. RefSeq lists its product as uncharacterized. NCBI's taxonomy places the organism in Eukaryota, Fungi, Ascomycota, Eurotiomycetes, Chaetothyriales, Herpotrichiellaceae. Gene Ontology annotation, molecular function: hydrolase activity, hydrolyzing O-glycosyl compounds. The coding region runs from base 1 to 738 and encodes 245 amino acids. The transcript is spliced from 3 exons. Gene Ontology annotation, biological process: xylan catabolic process. The record is from RefSeq and is a predicted model, not a curated record.